UUAGUGCAAGAAAAUGAAUUUACAGCGAGCUUUCGCUUCUGUUGCGCGGGAGAAGCGACUUUGCCUUUAAAUGGAUCGACGACGUCAGGGGAGGCAAUCCGUAGCAGGGGUGCAGUUUAGGGCACAGCACCGGCUCUGUAAGCUUUUUAUUUGACUUGUUCAAUAACCAGGCAUAUAUGAAUAAGGGUGUCAGACUUCCGCUCUCAGUCAAUAGUGGUACGGUGGAUAAAGUGCUAAACUCUCAAAUGUAACGUCAAAAGCUCUAAUGAGGAGAUUGAAGGUUCGGGCAGUUCAUUUCAGUAGCUUCCAUAGCUGGUCAGUCAGGUAGCGUCAGUCUAGAAGGUUCGAGCGCGGCAAGGUGAUUCCUGGACCUUCGGACUGAGUACGUCCGAUCUGAUGGUGAUAGUGGCUGGCGAGAAUAUCCACACGUAUAAACGGAAAGGUGCAUUAUGUAACUAAGUGAACUUGGCUCUGUACUGGGCCCAUUACGCUUUGGAAAAACUUCCCCACCCCUUUACUUAAUUGACAACCAUGGACAUUGCCACCGUUUAUUUACCAAGGUUAGCCUCAAACCCAUUUUUGAUCGUUUUAAAUUGCUAGUCCGGAACUAGAGUCCGUAAUGAACUACAAAUACUACAAUGCCCGGAACAAUUGGAAUCUACCAUUGCCUUGCGUUCGUUUUCGGAGGGGGGGUGAUUUAAAUAAUAUUUUUAAAAUAUAAUAGUUAAGUAAAUUGCGAUAGUAGCUGGUUUUUCAUGUUUUGACAAAUACAAUUACUGUACAAUAUGUCGUGUACAUGUUGUUUUGUGAUUCUUAGAAACAAACAUGCACAGGGGACGUGGAUCCACGGUGUCCCCCUCCUAACUUUUAAUAACUGUUAAUAUCUGUAUCCUCCUGAAAAAGCAGCAUAUGUCUACCAGCACAAGGAAUGCUGGACAUAACAGCAUAUGCUGUGCUUCGGUACUGGUAGAGCAGCAUCAUUAAUAAAAUAUUGCUGGUGGUACAGCUUCAUUUGCCGGUAGACCAGCAGGGUUAUACUGGUUCACCAGUUACAUCAACACCAAACCAGCAUUGACCACCAUAGAUUGCUGUUUUUCAGGAAGGGCGUCAGCUGGGUUUAUUAAAUAACAGAAACCCCAUUUAAACCCCUUAUAAAGGUGCGAUCAGCCAGAGCCGCAGCUGAUGCAGAUACCCGGCGGAAAGCGGCGCAAAUGACUGGAAAAUAUUCCACCUGCUUCGCAAACAUGAUCGCUACGGGAUGCUUAGUCUUUGCUUUCUCUGUAAUUUCAGUGUCUUCGCACCCGGUGUCCCCAGGUUUUAUGGGGAAACCAGUCUCCACGGUAAAUCAUCCCGAUCCCUCUGUGUCACGCACUCAAGAGGUGAUGAAGUGCAUCGUUGAGGUGCUCACCGACACCUUGUCAAAGCCCCAGCCCAUCGCUGUCAGGAAGGAGUGCCUGGACGUUCUCUCCAGAGACGAAACAGUUGUUUCAGUCUUGCAGCACAAGAACUUCCUCCAGGAACUGCAGGAGUUUGCCACCCAAGGUGUCAGCGAGGCAUCUCGGCAGCAGCUGCUAUUGGCCGGUGGAAAGCAGGUGACCAGCGAACUAGGAGAUCAGAUGGCUGUGGAACCAACUGCAGACCAAGCCGUACCGGAGGACCUAGGAGUGCAGGAUUCAGAGAGAGGAGGCGUGGCCAGGAGACACGAGGAGGGGCUACAGUGGAAGGUGGAUCCACAAGUGGGUGACAUGAUAAGGGACACAGAAGGCCACAAGGAAGACGAGGACAAGGAGGAGCACCAGAAGGCUGAGCUGAACAGGGAGAAGAGUGUGUCCUUGAGCUGGGAGGAGGAUGAGGAGAGCAGAAUGACAGGAGAGAACCCAGAGAACGAAAAAAGCCAGGCUAGUGAUUCAGGAGAGGAGCACAGCAUCAAAGUGAACCGAGGGAACAAGGCUGGUCCAGAAAUGGAAUUAGAGCUGACAGAGGUGCGAGCCAUGGAGGAAGACCCAGAAGAGAAAGAGAGCACAGAUAGUGAGGAGGAGGUGGAGACAAGGCUGGACCAAGAAGUGCUUCUGCAGGCGGUCAAGGCGGAAAGUGGAAGGUGGGCGGGGCAAGGGGAUGUGGAGGAGGAUGACGAUGCAAAGGCAGACCCAAGGCGAGAGAUCAGCGUUAUAGAGGACAGUCUUCUUCAAACCAAAGAGGUAGCACGAAGGAGCCCUGAGGAGCAAGAGCUCCCCCUGGUGGCUUGGGCGGAGACUGAAGAGGGCAGCGCCAGCCAGAGGACAGAGGACAGUGAGAUAGACGUCUGGCAGCCAUUGAGACCGAGUUCGGCAGCCUGAACCAGCAGCUCCACCGAUUCCAGAUGGGCUGAGCAGAGCCUGUUGCCAACAAUUUGACAAAGAAUUACAUGCUGUGUGAAAAUGAAGGAAACUGAAUCACAAUAAAUGACACAGACUGUUGGUGAAUUCCUCUUGGGUAAUAAUGCAGGGUAGUCGUCAGGCUAUUGUAAAACACCCAAACCUCCCCCAUCACUCACCAAGCCGCAUAUUAACACAUAAAGUAUUAAUAAAGUAUCACGAUACUGGUCCCCUGA
Brienomyrus brachyistius is the source of this 2590-nucleotide messenger RNA. RefSeq names its product chromogranin A (gene chga). Gene Ontology annotation, cellular component: chromaffin granule. Gene Ontology annotation, biological process: negative regulation of insulin secretion; defense response to bacterium; negative regulation of catecholamine secretion. Bases 1212 to 2336 code for a protein of 374 amino acids. Lineage: Eukaryota; Metazoa; Chordata; Actinopteri; Osteoglossiformes; Mormyridae. The record is from RefSeq and is a predicted model, not a curated record. The transcript is spliced from 9 exons.